Messenger RNA from Hyposmocoma kahamanoa, 536 nucleotides. It is a transcript of the gene Tua1, whose product is annotated as tubulin alpha-3 chain-like. NCBI's taxonomy places the organism in Eukaryota, Metazoa, Arthropoda, Insecta, Lepidoptera, Cosmopterigidae. Gene Ontology annotation, molecular function: GTP binding; structural constituent of cytoskeleton. The transcript has 4 exons. The record is from RefSeq and is a predicted model, not a curated record. Gene Ontology annotation, biological process: mitotic cell cycle; microtubule cytoskeleton organization. Bases 147 to 536 code for a protein of 129 amino acids. Gene Ontology annotation, cellular component: microtubule; cytoplasm.
CUUGACACCCUUGGUAUAAAAAGACGCCUAACGGAUUUUUAUCCGAAUUAUUUGUUUGGCAAGCCUCUUUACCGGUCGCGCUGAACGUCGCCUGAAUUAAUUUGUAAAAUUAAUUCUGCGUUAAGUUAAACAAAACUCAAGUUAAAAUGCGUGAGUGCAUCUCUAUCCACGUUGGCCAGGCUGGAGUCCAGAUUGGAAAUGCCUGCUGGGAACUGUACUGCCUUGAGCAUGGCAUUCAGCCUGAUGGCCAGAUGCCAACAGACAAGACAAUCGGUGGUGGAGAUGAUUCCUUCAACACCUUCUUCAGCGAGACUGGAGCUGGCAAGCAUGUGCCCCGUGCCGUGUUUGUGGACUUGGAACCUACAGUAGUAGAUGAGGUCCGCACUGGCACAUACAGACAGUUGUUUCAUCCAGAACAACUUAUCACUGGGUCCCCUUCCCCAAUCAACCCCCACCCACCCCCCUCUCACCCCUCAAAUCGUGCGAUGGUAAUGUACAGUCCUUCCAGUGUGGCCGCCUGUGUUCCCUUCAUGUAA